AUGUCGCGCUCUUCGAAUUACAACGGCGUCGUCGCGACGAGUGAUUCGGAUGACCUCCCUCCGAAUCAAGGAUACGACGCAGUCAUAUCUGCAAUUGUAACAAUGUUACAAGAUGUACUUGAGUGCGACGAUGGUCAAGGCGACGAUGGUAUACAAGGAUUUGUGGGAGUCGCAGGACUUUCCGGUAAUCCUGGUACAUCCGGUGUGAUGGGUCCAGAUGGUCUGGACGGAUGCAACGGAACCGACGGUCGUGCUGGUGCACCAGGUAUACCUGGAGUUUUCGGGCCUCGUGGUGUACCAGGUCCCCUGGGUGAUUAUGGUUACCCGGGAGAACCGGGCGAUGGAGGUAUAAAUUCGGUCGGUGCCAAAGGAAUUCGCGGGAAUCCCGGUAUUGAUGGUUUGGAGGGUUAUCGAGGACAGCAGGGGCUCACCGGCGAGACGGGUUAUCCAGGAGACACAGGCGACUUUGGUUUGUCGGGUUCACCUGGCUUGCCAGGUAUGCAAGGUGAGCGUGGUGACACCGUGUACGGUGUGAAGGGUCAACUUGGCGAACAAGGAGACAGGGGAGAGCCUGGAUCACCGGGUAAAGAUGAAUAUAAGAAGAAAGAAAAUUCGUUGCCUGUGAAAGGACCGCAGGGUCCAAAAGGCAUGAAGGGUUUCUACGGCGAUCGAGGUCGUAAGGGAGAAUUGGGCGCUAAAGGUCCACAGGGUCGACCAGGGUUUUUAGGUAUUAAAGGUAUAAAAGGUGAACAAGGUGAUGAUGGACCAAGAGGUAAACAGGGUGUCGAGGGUCCACCUGGUCCGGCUGAUGAAAAGGGAGAGAAAGGAGCUCCAGGAUUUGCUGGAAUGCCUGGUCCAGACGGAGAAGAUGGAGAACCAGGAGAAGAAGGAAAUCGUGGUCCACCUGGUAGACAAGGAGCUGAAGGAGAACCUGGACAAUACAUUCCAGAACUUGAUGAGAUAAUUGCCGGAAAUAUUGGAAUCCAAGGAGAUCUUGGCCCCCCAGGCGAAGCAGGCGAACCAGGAACACCGGGUCUGUCAGGAAAGGUCGGUUUCAUAGGACCGCCAGGACCACCAGGACUUCCAGGUAAUCCUGGUUUCGCAGGAGCAAAAGGCUCAUCUAUAAAAGGAGAACAAGGAGAUGAUGGCUUACCAGGACCUGUGGGACCUCAAGGAUCGUCCGGAUUACCCGGUUUACCCGGAAUUAUAGGUGCCAAAGGAUUUCCGGGAAUAACGAUAACUGGACCGCCGGGACCAGACGGCAAUCCAGGUCUUCCAGGUUUGUCAGGUCCGCCCGGCGAUCGUGGUGAUCCUGGUCCUCCAGGAGAAAAAGGUUUUCCUGGAAAAGGAAUAAGAAUUCGUGGCCCACCUGGAGAACGUGGUCUACCCGGAACACCUGGUAUUUCUGGUCCUGACGGCUGGCCAGGAUUUACCGGCCCUAAAGGUACCAAAGGUAUUCGAGGAGAUGACUGUGGCAUAUGUUCCCCAGGUUUGCCCGGUGAGAAAGGACAACGUGGUGAAUCUGGUUUGGAUGGAUAUCCUGGAACUACGGGAUUCUCUGGAUUACCCGGUCCUCGAGGAUUUAAGGGUAUUCUAGGAAAGCGUGGCCUGUCAGGACCAGCGGGGCUUGAGGGUGACAGCGGAAGAUCCGGUAUUGCAGGGAUUCAAGGACCUAAAGGAGAACAAGGAAAGAUAUUCUUCCCGCCAGGUGAGAAGAUUGUAAGUCCACCGGGUGAUUUUGGUGAGAAAGGCUUACCAGGUCCCGAAGGAAUCAGAGGUCUACGAGGACAACCAGGACCCAUUGGCGACACUGGUGUACCAGGACCAAAAGGAGAUAAGGGUGAACAUGGUCUUCCUGGAUUACCGGGAAAAGACGGUUUGCCAGGAUGGGAUGGUAUUCCUGGCGAAAAGGGUGAAGAUGCUUCGAUACCAAUCGAAUUCUUGCGUGGAGAUCCGGGAUAUCCGGGAGAGGAAGGAAUAAAAGGAAUACAAGGAGAUAAGGGUAACAAGGGAGAACCUGGUGUAUCUGCAGAAUAUAUCGCAGAUAGCCAGGGUGACAAGGGCUACAAAGGUGCUAGAGGAGCUCCCGGCGAGAAUGGUUUCAAAGGUUUUGAAGGACGUCCUGGCGAUGAAGGUCUGCCAGGAUUGUUUGGUGAGCCUGGUUCUCCAGGAAUUUCGCUUCAAGGUUCUGUAGGUUUAAAAGGAUAUCCCGGAAUGCCAGGAGACCAGGGACUUCGAGGCACAUCAGGCUCACCUGGACUACAGGGGCCAGUAGGCUUUCCGGGUCGUAUUGGCAAUAAAGGUGAACGAGGAGAACCAGGAUCAAAUUUAACAUACGGCGAAAUUGGAGAACGUGGAUGGUACGGUCCAAAAGGUGAUUUUGGUGAUGCUGGUCCACAAGGAUUACGUGGUCGACCGGGAGAAGAUGGUGUCAAGGGUGUCAAGGGUGGUAAGGGAGCUCCUGGUUACGAAGGAUUGCCUGGACUUGAAGGAGCCAAAGGUCAACGUGGAGAUAGUAUACAAGGUGGUCGUGGAUUUCCGGGCCAGCCUGGAAUGCCCGGAAUGUCCGGAAGAAUCGGAAACGUCGGUAUCCGCGGUCCUGAUGGUCCUUCUGGUUUUGAUGGAAUGAAAGGCCUAAAAGGAGAAAUCGGUUUUAUUGGACGACGUGGUGACGAUGGUGAUGUGGGACCUCAAGGAUAUCAAGGAAUGCAUGGUGCACAAGGUUUACCGGGUGCUCCAGGAGAAAAGGGAGAUGUCGGUGAGAGUGGCGACCCGGGACCACUCGGUUGGCCUGGUUUUGAUGGUAUAGACGGAGCACCCGGUUCUAAAGGAGAGAUGGGAGACGCUGGAAUUCCUGGUUUCCUAGGAGGUGAACAUGGUCUUCCUGGAUUACCGGGAAAAGACGGUUUGCCAGGAUGGGAUGGUAUUCCUGGCGAAAAGGGUGAAGAUGCUUCGAUACCAAUCGAAUUCUUGCGUGGAGAUCCGGGAUAUCCGGGAGAGGAAGGAAUAAAAGGAAUACAAGGAGAUAAGGGUAACAAGGGAGAACCUGGUGUAUCUGCAGAAUAUAUCGCAGAUAGCCAGGGUGACAAGGGCUACAAAGGUGCUAGAGGAGCUCCCGGCGAGAAUGGUUUCAAAGGUUUUGAAGGACGUCCUGGCGAUGAAGGUCUGCCAGGAUUGUUUGGUGAGCCUGGUUCUCCAGGAAUUUCGCUUCAAGGUUCUGUAGGUUUAAAAGGAUAUCCCGGAAUGCCAGGAGACCAGGGACUUCGAGGCACAUCAGGCUCACCUGGACUACAGGGGCCAGUAGGCUUUCCGGGUCGUAUUGGCAAUAAAGGUGAACGAGGAGAACCAGGAUCAAAUUUAACAUACGGCGAAAUUGGAGAACGUGGAUGGUACGGUCCAAAAGGUGAUUUUGGUGAUGCUGGUCCACAAGGAUUACGUGGUCGACCGGGAGAAGAUGGUGUCAAGGGUGUCAAGGGUGGUAAGGGAGCUCCUGGUUACGAAGGAUUGCCUGGACUUGAAGGAGCCAAAGGUCAACGUGGAGAUAGUAUACAAGGUGGUCGUGGAUUUCCGGGCCAGCCUGGAAUGCCCGGAAUGUCCGGAAGAAUCGGAAACGUCGGUAUCCGCGGUCCUGAUGGUCCUUCUGGUUUUGAUGGAAUGAAAGGCCUAAAAGGAGAAAUCGGUUUUAUUGGACGACGUGGUGACGAUGGUGAUGUGGGACCUCAAGGAUAUCAAGGAAUGCAUGGUGCACAAGGUUUACCGGGUGCUCCAGGAGAAAAGGGAGAUGUCGGUGAGAGUGGCGACCCGGGACCACUCGGUUGGCCUGGUUUUGAUGGUAUAGACGGAGCACCCGGUUCUAAAGGAGAGAUGGGAGACGCUGGAAUUCCUGGUUUCCUAGGAGUACCAGGUCCGCCUGGAUUUAAGGGUAUCAUUGGUAAUGCUGGUCUCGAAGGAUUACCGGGGAUCCUUGGCGAAAACUCUUUCAGCGGCCCUCAAGGUGACAUGGGUGAACCUGGUUUUAUGGGAGAACCUGGGUCGCCUGGUUUAGCUGGAUUCGACGGACGACCAGGUUUACCAGGAGAACCGGGAUUAGCCACUGACGGCUUUAAUGGCCUGCAAGGACAGAAAGGUGAACCUGGGUUCGACGGAUACGAUGGUAUCGGAGGACCAAAGGGAGAAAUUGGUGACAUGGGUUCUGAUGGAUUAAAAGGCGAACAAGGCGAGCAAGGCUUCCCAGGAAGACCAGGUGCGCCUGGAAUACCUGGAAGAUACGGUGCUAAAGGUGAAAGAGGCCCGAUUGGACCACCUGGAUUUGAUGGCUUGAAAGGAAAACCUGGUCUCGAUGGUGACCCCGGUAUAAUGGGUAGACCAGGAAUGCCGGGUGAGCCGGGUGUGAGAGGACUUCCAGGCAUUAUGGGUUAUCCUGGACCAAAAGGUCACAUAGGCGAACCUGGUUUACCAUCUUACGCGUUUGCGGAGAAGGGUGAUUUUGGUAAUCGUGGCCACGAUGGUUUCUCUGGUGUGAAAGGACAGCCAGGCGAACCAGGAUAUAUUGGUGUACCUGGUCGUAAGGGUCAAAUUGGAGACAGAGGAUAUCCAGGUCCUGAUGGUUUGCUGGGAUUACCUGGUUUCCCUGGUCUGCCGGGUGAUCAAGGACCUCGUGGAGCUCCAGGUUUACCCGGUGAAUUCGCUGAACCAGGUGAACCUGGUCGCGCCGGUCUCGACGGUAUGCCUGGUAUUCCAGGACGUGCGGGACAAAAAGGAGCUCCUGGAGAAUAUGGUUCAAACGGACCUAAGGGAAUCUCUGGUGACGUAGGCCACAGCCUUCGUGGUCCUAAAGGAAUGAUCGGAGAGCCAGGUCUGCAAGGAUUCGUUGGCUUUCCGGGUACACCAGGUUUAGAAGGAUUGCAAGGUUUCCCUGGAGCACCAGGACCGAAAGGUCUCCGUGGAGAACCAGGAAUAUCUGCAGACAGUGCUAAAGGACAACCUGGCGAACCUGGAUGGCAUGGAUUAGAUGGUCGAACUGGAUUGAAGGGAAUGAGAGGUGACUCUGGUCUACCUGGUAUUGACGGAUUACCAGGACAGAAAGGAGAAAGAGGAGAAACUGGUGAACCUGGUCUACGUGGGCUGCCUGGUCCUGCAGGGCCAAAAGGAUCGAAAGGAGAACUUGGCAUAAAUCCUUUCCCACCGUUCCCGAGACGAGGAUUUCCCGGUGAUAUAGGAGAACCCGGAUUACCAGGUUUCCCUGGACUACAGGGAAUGAUAGGUGAGCCUGGUAAGGAUGGUCUGCCGGGUCGACAGGGUGAGACAGGAAUGAUUGGAAUUCCUGGGCCGCAAGGACCGGAUGGUAAAGAUGGACCUCCCGGAUAUCAAGGACCUCCCGGAUCUACAGGACGACAAGGACAAUCAGGUUUUCCUGGUGCACCUGGAUUACCUGCACCAAGUGGAAUUGGGCCAAGAGAUAGAGGAUUCUACUUUGCUCGUCACUCGCAAACCGAAAUGAUACCAGUCUGUCCAAGAAAUACCGUGAAGAUCUGGGAAGGAUUUUCGUUAUUGCACAUCAUGGGUAAUGGACGAGCUUACGCGCAGGAUCUUGGCGCUGCUGGUAGUUGCAUCAGGAAGUUCUCCACUAUGCCCUUCCUUUUCUGCAAUCUAAACAACGUAUGCGAUUAUGCCAAUCGUAAUGACUACAGCUACUGGCUCAGUACAACCGAACCUAUGCCGAUGAUGAUGACACCAAUACCGGCUCCAGAAGUUGGUAGAUACAUAUCGAGAUGUUCUGUGUGCGAAGCACCGACUAGAGUAAUAGCUGUUCACAGUCAAUCCAUGGCAAUACCUGAAUGUCCGGGUGGCUGGGAAGAAAUCUGGGUUGGAUACAGUUUCCUCAUGCACAGAGAUGCAGGUGCGGACGGUGGUGGUCAAUCCCUAGUCUCCCCGGGAUCCUGUUUAGAAGAAUUCCGCAUCAGACCAUUUAUUGAAUGUCGUGGCCUCGGCACUUGUAAUUACUUCGCUACGGCUACAUCAUACUGGCUAGCGACCAUUCACGACAACGAGAUGUUCCGCAAACCGCUGCAACAGACGCUCAAAGCCGAUUAUACGUCCCGAGUGAGCCGCUGCGCCGUGUGCCUCCGCCGACGGGUCACCGAAAUUUUGAAGCCUUUCACAUCCAACAAUGAGCGAGUUCCCAAUAAUUGGGGCAUUGCUCCACCGGCACCGCCACCUCGUAAUCCGCCGCCUGACUAUGAGUCCUCCAGGAUGCCGUUUAAUCCGUGGUCACCCUAUAAUCGAGGAAGAUACUCGCAUAGACGCGUACCCCAGCAUCAACGCAGGAGAGGUCGCGUACGCGGCAGGCACUGGGAAUCGACGGAGUCUUCCAAUAACGUGUAGGCGUAAUAAGAAUUGCGCAUAUAUCCAGCGGCAUCAAUGACGUGCAAGGGUGUAACGAGCCUAUGUAUAUAAAGAAGCAAGAAAAACUUUUGUUCUAUUAGUUAAGUUAUAUCGGCUGGGUGCCUUAGUUCGUAGACUUUGCAUCGGACAGAAAGCGCGAACGAAUGUUCAAGAACUACAUAAAGACUCAAGAUUAUAUAAACAAAAUACUAAUAAUUUCCGGUCUAUUUAAGUUGUUUGGAAAAUAAAUUAUAUAAAUAAUAAACUCCUUUUUAAAUCACAGACCAUUGAAAUUAAAGUAUUGGAUAUGAAAUGCAACUUUGAUAAACUUCUCAAUGCAUUUUAUCAUAUAUAUGCAUAUUAUAUUUAAACGCAAAUUUAUCAAUGCAUUUCAACAUGAUGAACAUGAAAGAAGAGUUGCUUGUCAAAGUAGCUGCUGUUGAAUCAAGGCCUGGAUUGCUGCUUAUCUGAAAAUCCUCUUCUAUCGUUCUUGAGAAUUUAUCGCUAUAUUCGUUCCCAUCUUGUGAAGAAAGUCUACGACCCAUUCUCCUGGCCAUCUCGUCUCUUCCUGCGCGUACGAUAAAAAGCGCCGCCGGCUACCGUGAAGCCAUAUAACUGCCUUAUGCCAAAUAGAAAAAGAACCUGUCGCGUCGGCUAUCGCGAAACUGCCAAUAACGUCGUGCUCUCCGAUGCGAUUUAUGAAAGAUCACACUACGAUAAUUAAAUUAACGUUAUGUUGUACUGCUAUUGUAACUAUUAUCUAUGUAUUUCGCAUUGAAUAAAGAUACUUUUGUAUAAGCUAAUCGACAUUUUUCCGGUUAUCUUCUUUCCGUUUAUCUCAAAUUAUAAAUUUCAUA
Cyphomyrmex costatus is the source of this 7241-nucleotide messenger RNA. RefSeq names its product collagen alpha-2(IV) chain. The transcript has 31 exons. Bases 1 to 6384 code for a protein of 2127 amino acids. NCBI's taxonomy places the organism in Eukaryota, Metazoa, Arthropoda, Insecta, Hymenoptera, Formicidae. Gene Ontology annotation, cellular component: collagen trimer; extracellular matrix. Gene Ontology annotation, molecular function: extracellular matrix structural constituent. The record is from RefSeq and is a predicted model, not a curated record.